AAAACAGUAAGAGGAUAGACAACACAAAGUCAUUCCCCACCACCAGAAGCAGUAGACGAAUUAUCACAGGCGUUGGAACCUGAAAAUCGUUCUGCUCUGGUAGUUUUAUGUGCCACACAUACCGUGCCGUAGUGGACUAGUUUGUUCACGUUACAAAUCAAGAGACAUGAGUCAGGCAGAGCAGGUGCCUGAGGACGUGCCUGCAUACCUAGAAGAUGAGCCAGUAGCUACAGACAACAACAAGGACCACCCACAGACACAGCCUGGCAUGUUCGGCAGGUUGGCGGGGGGCUUGUACGGUGCCACCAAGGGAGCUCUUGGAGCUACGGUGGGCGGUGUGACCUGGAUAGGAGGAAAGAGUCUGGACCUCACCAAGACCGCUGUCAGCUCUGUAGUCGCUGUGCCUGCCAUGGGAGUGGGGCUGGUUAAAGGAGGAGUGUGUGCCGUAGCCGGAGGCGUGACUUCUGUCGGCUCUGCGGUGGUUAGCAAAGUUCCCAUAGGAGGAUGCAAAAAGAAGGACAAGUCUGACUGACGGAGAGAGGCGGAGAGUGAACGCACACAGCUGAGUUGUGUGAGCUCACACUGUGUUGUAGGAUUCAUGAACAGGAAAAGAUCUAAAGAGGACUCAAAACUUCAGUGUACUGAACUCAGAUACAGUUCAGUGUACACAUUUUGGUGAGGGGUCUGUGCUUCAUUUAUUUCUUUUGUUUGUUUGUUUGUUUGUUUGUUUGUUCGUGUGUGUGUGUGUGUGCGUGCGUGCGUGCGUGCGUGCGUGCGUGCGUGCGUGUGUGUGUGUGUUGGUAAACCCACAUUCAUACAAUUAUGUGGCAUGGACCUGCAAACCAAGAAGUAACAAAGACUGUCCGACUGUUAAAGGAAAACACACCAAACUAUUAUCACCUGUGCCUCAAAUUGUUCAAAAUGUCCAUUUUUCAUGUUUGAUAAUAAGCUACAAUACUGUUUUCACUGAAAACUGUUGUACUUGUCACAUUAGUUAACUUUA
Messenger RNA from Seriola dumerili (greater amberjack), 1003 nucleotides. It is a transcript of the gene tmem263, whose product is annotated as transmembrane protein 263-like. The record is from RefSeq and is a predicted model, not a curated record. The transcript is spliced from 3 exons. Lineage: Eukaryota; Metazoa; Chordata; Actinopteri; Carangiformes; Carangidae. The coding region runs from base 167 to 532 and encodes 121 amino acids.